UUAAAGCAACAGGAAGGCAACGCCUUGACGAAUGAUAAGCCAAAAAUUCUAACAUGGAUAACCUCACCACAAGGUCAAUCCAAAAUCUCCAUCUUCUCCGUCUGCACAGGGACAUCUCAGUUUCUUCACUUAUUUAAGUCACUCGCAAUCUCUCAGAGAAAGCUCUGCUUUUGAUAUGUCCAAACUCCAAUUCAGUGAAGAAGAGAACAUGGGUUGUUCUCUGGCUUCUUCUGCUUGGCAAAUAAUUUUGCUUCAAGUGUUUCUUUGGAAUUUGGGUUUAAGCACAAUAACUACGCCUGCAUCAUCAUCAUCAUCAUCAUCAAGCAAGUUUAUAUCAGCAAUAGGAGACCCAGGAAUGAAGAGUCCAAAUGUGAGAGUGGCAUUUGAAGCUUGGAAUUUCUGCAAUGAAGUUGGCUUUGAAGCUCCCAAAAUGGGCAGUCCCAGGCUGGCUGAUUGUGCUGAUUUGUAUUGCCCAUUAAUCUCUGAUUCUCCAAGUUUCAACUACUUUGAUACUAUAAGCAAGUGUGAAGUGCAUCAUAAAGUGAACGACUCCGACAACAACUUAGGGGUUGGUGAUAAGUUUCCUACCCCAGAAUUUGAAUCCUAUGAAGACCCUGACAAGUUUGCAGUGCAAAAGGAGCUAUAUCUUGCUUCUCUAUGCGAGGUGCAUGAAUCCUCAAAACCAUGGCAAUUUUGGAUGAUUAUGCUCAAGAAUGGCAACUUUGACAAAAACACUACACUUUGUCCCGAAAAUGGGAAGAAAGUCACUAAAAUAAUAACCGACAGAAACUUCCCUUGCUUUGGUGAAGGGUGUAUGAAUCAACCACUUCUUUACCAUAAUUACUCGCAGUUAGUUUUUGAUGGGGAAGAAAUGGCGUCUCUGACUGGAGGGUUCUAUGGGACAUAUGACCUUAAUGCUGACUUGAGCAAAGGUGUAGGGAAUAACUCCUAUUUUUCGGUCAUUUGGCAUAAGAAUUUGAUCACAGGGAGUUGGAUUUUCUCGCACAGAUUAACAACCUCCACAAAGUAUCCAUGGCUUAUGUUGUAUCUACGUGCUGAUGCAACAGAAGGAUUUAACGGAGGCUAUCACUAUAAUGGCAGCGGUAUCAUGAAAAAGUUACCUGAGUCCCCAAAUUUUAAGGUGAAAUUGACACUUAAUGUUACACGUGGAGGAGGGGGCAAUAGUCAAUUUUAUCUUCUUGAUAUAGGAAGCUGUUGGAAGAACAAUGGAGAUCCAUGUGAUGGUGAUGUUGUAACAGAUGUGACUAGAUACAGUGAGAUGAUAAUUAACCCGGCAACUACAAGCUGGUGCCGUCCAGAUAAUUUAGUUUCCUGUCCGCCUUACCAUGUCAGUCCUUCCGGUGAAAUAAUUUACAGAAAUGAGACAUCUCGAUUUCCAUAUUCUGCUUACCAUCUGUAUUGCAGCCCAGGAAACGCAGAGUAUCUGGAGAAACCAUAUGAUAUCUGUGAUCCAUAUAGCAAUCCACAAGCUCAGGAAUUGGUACAGAUUCUACCACAUCCUGAAUGGGCUGUGCAUGGCUAUCCUGAAAAGAAAGGAGAUGGAUGGAUUGGUGACUCCAGGACUUGGGAGCUUGAUGUGGGGGCCCUUUCUAGUCGUUUAUACUUCUACCAGGAUCCUGGAACAAAACCAGCAAGGCGUGUAUGGUCUUCAAUUAAUGUUGGAACGGAAAUAUACGUUAGCAAGAUGGGUGAAACUGCUGAGUGGACUGUAAGUGAUUUUGAUGUAUUGGUUCCAGAAGAUGAUGGUUAUGGUGGUUAUAGAUCUUAUUAAUUUCUUGCCAGAACAUCCAUUUUCGUCUGGCAAAAAAGCUCUGGUUGAACCACAAUUGUGUAUAUGAUAAACUUCUUUGUUGUUCUUCAAAGAAGAAGAUUUAAGAUAAAUAUAUUUAUAGAUUUAAAAUA
Hevea brasiliensis (rubber tree) is the source of this 1923-nucleotide messenger RNA. RefSeq lists its product as uncharacterized. The record is from RefSeq and is a predicted model, not a curated record. The transcript is spliced from 4 exons. The coding region runs from base 176 to 1792 and encodes 538 amino acids. NCBI's taxonomy places the organism in Eukaryota, Viridiplantae, Streptophyta, Magnoliopsida, Malpighiales, Euphorbiaceae.